AUGGGACAAAUCAUGGAAAUAACUGGCGAAGAUGUUGAUUAUAUGUUUGAGGAUUACGGUGAUGAAGAGCUUCUAUGGGGUAAAGAAUUGAGUCCUCAGUGGUGUGAAUCACCAAUUGUAAAUUCAACGCUGGGUGAUCGCGUAACGCUGAGAAGUUUCUUUAUUGAAGCUAAUUCGAAAGGUCAGUAUGCGACUGAAACAGUGGCUGAAGUGAGUUGUGGAUCAGAAAGACGACUGAAACUUGAAGAAGGUGUCAUUCAUCCACUGAGUAGUGUACAUUUGCGCUGUACAUUGAAUAGUUCUGGAAGUGGCGGUAUAUGGUUAUUGAUCGGUAGUGGUGGUGCUGUAACAUACAGUAAUCGUCCAGGUUGUGCUUAUGGAAAUCCAACAUUCCAUAUAUGCGAGUUGCCUCAUCUAAUUCAUCGCGGUCUAAGCGUUAAUGCUACCAAAAACUCUCGAUUUUUCAGACAUAAUGAUACGUUGAUUGUCAGAUGUGCUUUGGCACAGAAUACGUUACAUCCACCAGGGAAGCACACAUUACGAUGUAUUAACAGUCAAUGGGUCUAUGAAGUUAACGAUGUACCGAGCGGUCUCAAAUAUCCAAACUGCGCUACACGAAGUAUCUGUACAACUCGACAAAUUCCGCAUUUCCUUGAUUUUAUCACCAAUGGCAUUAACUGUAAAGGAAAAUCUACAAGCUGCCUUUCUCCAAAAACGUUACUUCCACUGGGUACCAAGCUAGAGCUAAGAUGCAAGGAUGAUACAACUCGUCUUAUUGGUCCCUCCUCAGUGGUAUGCCUCAAUUCUGCAUCACAUUCCGGUUCUGGCUGGUACCCACCCAAGUGGCCAAGUUGUAUUCCAAAAUUAACUUGUCCUGAACCUUUCAUUCAGAAAGGUGCUUACAUUACCUCUAACCUAUCCAGUGCUACUUUUCGGCGAGGUAUGCAAGUAUGGUUCAAGUGUUGGGAAGGCUAUAUUUUAUACGGCAGUGAGAUGAUCGUAUGCUUGAAGUCAGGCCUAUGGAAUGAUUCAUUCCCUGAAUGCAUUGCGGAUGAAAAUGGAGUGAACGAAGAUUCAAUCACAGUUUUAUUAUUCGUACUAACAUGUUGUUUAUCUGUUAUACUUGUCAUAAUGUUUCGAGCUGUUUACCGACAAAAUCAAUGGCUCAAACAUCGGCAUGAAUCGACUGCAUCAGCUACUGAAGAAAUGCUUCUGAAAACAAUGAAUUGUUCCAUUACAAUCGACUACCGUGAAGCAAAUGAUGCCACGUGA
Molecule: messenger RNA, 1272 nt
Organism: Brugia malayi
Lineage: Eukaryota; Metazoa; Nematoda; Chromadorea; Rhabditida; Onchocercidae
Exons: 9
Coding region: 1-1272 (423 amino acids)
Source: RefSeq, a predicted model, not a curated record